CCAGCCUGUGCGUAGCUGCAGUUCCUCCUCCCGCCCAGCAGGGGGCACUGUGGUGAUUUCCCGCCGCAGACUGCGUGCGGCGUUCAGUCGUCCAACAUGUCUGCGCCCUGAAGGAAGCUGCUAAAGGCGUGAAGGUUCGGGACAGGGGACAGUGAAUGGGUUCUCGUUGGUCUCGGAGGCAGAUUUGAGGCUUUCCAGACGCGCCAGGAUGUCAAAGAUCUCCAAGGCAGCCAAGGCUGUGAAGAAGGUGGAUGUGGGCAGUGUAAUCCGGGCUAUCGUGAGGUCAGGACAAGCAGCCCCCGGACCCCCGCUAGGCCCCGUGCUAGGCCAGAGAGGGAUCCCCAUUGGACAGUUCUGCAAGGACUUCAACGAGAAAACCAAGGAGCUGAAGGAGGGCAUCCCGCUGCCGAUCAAGAUCCACGUCAAGCCCGACAGGACGUACGAGCUGAAGAUCGGCAAGCCCACCGUGUCGUACUUCCUCAAACAGGCGGCGGGCAUCGAGAAAGGGGCCAGCAAGACAGGCCACGAGACGGCGGGGAUGGUGUCGGUGAAGGCGGUGUACGAGAUCGCACAGGUGAAGGCGCAGGACGAGUGCUUCCGGAUCAGGAACUACUCGCUGGAGGGCGUCGUCAAGUCCAUCGUGGGCUCGGCCCGGUCGCUGGGCAUCCAGGUCGUCAAUGACCUCACAGCUGAAGACUACAAAGUCUUCCUGGAGCAGAGGGAGGAGAAGCUGAAAGCCGAUGCGGCAGCAGCUGCGGCAGCCGCUGCAGCCGAAGCAGCGGGGAAGAAGAAAUGAGCACCCAGAUCCGAAGCCUCAUUCCUGUUUAUGAUGACUUUAUACACGCGUCACAUUCAUACUGUUAAUGUUGUGAGUCAGAUCUUAAUAAAGAGUCAGAUGUC
Molecule: messenger RNA, 900 nt
Organism: Betta splendens (Siamese fighting fish)
Lineage: Eukaryota; Metazoa; Chordata; Actinopteri; Anabantiformes; Osphronemidae
Gene: mrpl11
Product: mitochondrial ribosomal protein L11
Exons: 6
Coding region: 209-796 (195 amino acids)
Biological process (GO): translation
Cellular component (GO): mitochondrial large ribosomal subunit; ribosome
Molecular function (GO): structural constituent of ribosome; large ribosomal subunit rRNA binding
Source: RefSeq, a predicted model, not a curated record